AGAAUGGCGCAAAGAACGACUGCGCCUUCGUCCGCUUUUCGCGAGGCCGACUGCUUGGCUCCUUCACCUCCAGACUGCACUUCUCCCUCGCACAUCUUCAUACCUUGACCACAUCAACAACACAACAGAGCAUUCACCAUCAUGGCGGCAUCGCUCAGUGCGAAACUCAACGAAUUGCGCGCUGAGGCUAUCACAAAGGAUGAUCCAUCACUCAUGGAACAAGCCAUUGAGAUCGCCUCACAACCAAACUUCAGAAUGAGCGUCCAGGACCUGAUUAAAAGAACCAUGAGACGCGCGACAGCAAACGGCGCAACCAAAGUGCUCACGUACCUACUCGAUCUCGGCGCCGACGUCGAGGCCGUGCGCAGUCACGAGACCUUUCCCUGGACGGGUGACCUUGUAGAAAACGACGCCGACUACGAUUAUAACAAACCUCAUAUGGACGUUCUGGAGAUCCUGGUCGCUCACGGAUGGGACGUCAAUACCUAUGAUAGCGACCAAGGCGGCACACCUUUACUCUGGUCUGUCCUGCGAUAUCCUGAGCUGGUUCAGUGGUGCUUGGACCACGGAGCCCGAGUCGAUGAUCCCGACUAUAGACCACACGCGUUGGGAUACUCUUGCGACCCUCCUCAAUUCACUGCUGACGGUACAGAAACUCGCCACUCUGCGCCAAGAGGCCCCUUGACAAUCCUCGGACGAGCCGCCACAGAUGCAAGUGUCGAGACCUUCGAGCUGCUGCGAGCGAGAGGUGCUCCAAUGGAUCCGCGGACGCUGCACAUCGCAACGGAAUGCGGACGCCUCGAUAUGGUUCGCCAUCUUGUCGAUGUCGUCGGACUGGAUGUGAACGCGAUUGAAUACCAUCUUGGCGAUUGUUGCGCCACGCCGCUCUGUUACUUGGCGCAUCCACCCAGAGGAAAUGAUGAGAAUUACCGCGCAGUAGCCACUUUUCUACUGGAACGCGGCGCCAAUCCCGAUCUACCUUCUGGUCUUCCCGGAUGUCCCAUUAUGGACAGUGCCAAUCUAUGUGCUCAACAAUUCCACAGUGAAGUCUUCUUAAAUGCGGUGAAGGCGUGGCAGGCAAAGCAGCAGAGCGAUGGAGCAGACGAAGGUGUUCCCGACACGAAGCAAACUGAUGUCUGAAGGACGACGACUGCAACAUAUCCUGCAUCGAGCAGAGUCCGGCGACAAGCUGUUCAGGACAGAGCAUCUCGAUC
Messenger RNA from Zymoseptoria tritici IPO323, 1214 nucleotides. RefSeq lists its product as uncharacterized. The record is from RefSeq and is a predicted model, not a curated record. The transcript has a single exon. NCBI's taxonomy places the organism in Eukaryota, Fungi, Ascomycota, Dothideomycetes, Mycosphaerellales, Mycosphaerellaceae. Gene Ontology annotation, molecular function: protein binding. The coding region runs from base 142 to 1140 and encodes 332 amino acids.